Messenger RNA from Xiphias gladius (swordfish), 2040 nucleotides. It is a transcript of the gene fam161b, whose product is annotated as FAM161 centrosomal protein B. Lineage: Eukaryota; Metazoa; Chordata; Actinopteri; Istiophoriformes; Xiphiidae. Gene Ontology annotation, biological process: cilium organization. Gene Ontology annotation, cellular component: cilium. Bases 243 to 1949 code for a protein of 568 amino acids. The transcript is spliced from 9 exons. The record is from RefSeq and is a predicted model, not a curated record.
GCUGGCGCUGCAGCUUCUGUCCACAGACAGCGCUAAUGCUACCAAAACUGACGGCUGAGAAUAAGUAGAGGCGACCUACUUCGUUUGAAGUGUUAUAAUAAGACUGUGCCCACUUUAUAUCAGCAACAGACUUCUGUAGCUCGCCAUAUAAGCUGCAGUGCAUCUUGUCAGCGAAGAGUUUGGCAGACGCUUCGACCGGGGAAUACUACUUCCUAAAACUCGUCUUCAACUCGCAGAAAAACAUGGCAAGGCUGGAGGCCUUGCUGGACGAUGGAAUCAGAACAGAGUUGAUGCUCCAGCUGCAGCUGAAGGCCCUGAGUGAUGCCCUCAGACAGCAGCUGCAGGAGACAGAGAAGAGACAGAUGGAGGAGUUGGAGAGAAGGAUUCGUCAGAACGCUCUCCUGUCAACAGCUAUAUGCAGAGAGUCCGGUGAUAAAAAAGAGCUGAAUCAUCAGACGAAACAUGUGGGAAUUAGGAGAUCUAUCUCUACAUCUGCCCUGACCUCAGAUAAAGAGGCUUCACACCAUCUUAGAUGGUCAGACAGGCCUAACUCAUCUUCUCCAGCCUGGGUAUGCUCAACAAACUGGAAAAAAUGUUCACUCCAGACUUCCAUGGUGACUCCUACCAAGACACAACAGUGUGAACGGGUAGCUUUAUACAAAACAACACAAAUGAGCAAAGAGGAGGAGGCUGAGGCUGAAUGUCAGAAGAAGUUCUGUGCUCUUCCAGUCCCCAGCCAUGUCAUCCAGCCCCUCUAUCAGGAGAUGAUGGAGCUGAGAGAGAAAGAGAGGCAGCGGAGUCACGAGCAGAGGAGGAACUUCUUGCUCUCCAUACAAAAACCUUUCAGCUUCCAGGGGAGAGAAAAUGAGAAAAGGGAGAAGCUGAUAGCUAUGUUAAACCAAGUCUCACAGGAUCAGAAAACCAAGGUUCCUACUGUCAGGAAACCUCCUCACAAAGUAGAAAAGGACUCGUUAGCUUCUGAGCUGAGAGACCAGGAGGAGGUUUGCAGGACAGUCCACACUCGGGGGACAGGGCGACAGCAGAAUUCCACCACGUCCUGCAGCCCGAAGCUUCACACUGCUGAGCGCACAAGGAAAGAAAAGCUGGGAUUUCUGGACGAGAAGCCGAGCUUCCAGCCAAAAAUCAUCCAUCAGGUCCCUGACUUCAGCAGGUUGCACAAGGCUUUGCAGACAGAGGCACUGAGAAAAACAAAGAGUAAAGAUGUGACAAAGUGUCAGCCCUUCUACCUCAGGACAUCAGGUCUCCCUGCAAGGCAAAGUAGGAUGAGCCCAGAAAAAUCACAGGAACCAAAAAUAAGUCACCUCAGUAGAAGCAAGUCACUUGGAGCCUUAACGUCACUGUCCACAGACACACUCCCCACGUACAUCACAGAUGCUGUGAGGAAGCGCUGCAUGGCCAUCAGAAAGUCAAUGGAGAUGAGGGAUAAUAAGAAUCAAGAGAGUGCAGACUGGUUGAGGAAGUACCAAAUGAGGUCCCAGGCCAUGAAGAAGACAGUUACCCUCCAUUCAAAGUUGCUGGACCCACACAGCAGCUUGAAAGAAGUGUAUAAUGAAAAAGUAAAGCACCAUAUGAUGGCUGACCAACAAAGGAUGAGAGAGUACAUGAAAGAGCUACGGGAAAUGAAGGCACGAGUUAGUGAACGCCCUUAUUUGUUCGAACAGGUGAAACAGAGAAAUGCAAAGGCUUAUGCAGAGCAGACAUACAGGGACAAACUGAAGAAAGCUGGGUUUAAGGAGCAAUUUGUUGAAGAAAACGGAGAAACAAUUGAAGGAACAUCUGUCUCGUCCAGAUCUGAGAACUAUGCAGAUGUGAAUGACCGCAGCAGUGAAAAUGACAUCCACAGCAGGGAAGAAAAUGUAGACGACGGGGAGAAAAUUGAAGAUGUGGAAGAGGAGAGCGUGAAGUCCAAAGGGGAAGAAAUGCCAUGAUCAAAAAGGUUCAGGCGGCACAGAGUUUUUUGUGGCCUCUCCACUUGAAAACAACAGUGUCCUCAAAAAUGAUUCAUGUCACAGCUAACUA